UCGACGCGACACCGGUGAAGUGGAAGCUGACUGGAGUUUCCUGAAGUUGGACUGAGACUUUCAACUUGUCCUCUGUGCUCCGGGUCUCUUCAUGUAGCAUCAAUGCCGGCACUCGGGCUCACUCGUCGGGCUUUCUUCGGCCUCUGUGUCCGCCUUCGUUGCUAGGCGAUGGACAGGCAGCAGAUCCAGGUGAGCGACGAAGAGCCAAUAGACCUGCGAGAAGACAUCCCGAGGAGGAGGAGAAAGAAGGCCAUCUCGUCAUCCUCCACUGCCUCCAUGGACCAGAUCUCCAUCGAGUUCGUCCUGCCCACGGUGGCGUGGGGCGGAGUCAGCCCUGACGUUCUGCAGCUGGAGGUCGCUGGGAACUGGACAGUGGAACAGGUGAAAGCUCAGGUUUGGCUGAAGGCGGUGACUUCAAACAUCAGUCCUGACUUCUACGAGCGGUUUUCUCCCGACCACUGCAUCCUGCUCUACCAGAAGAAAGGCAACGUGUGCGAGAUCUACGACAAGCACCAGGUUUUCCAGACACUCGACUGCAUCCGCUACUGGAAAGCCCUGAAGAAAGACGUGGGGCGGAUCCAGCUGGUUCCCCGUCCCCAGCCCUCGGAUGAGGCCAUGCGGUACCAGCGCUACCUAAACUACCUGAUUGCCUACGACGUGACUGAUGUCAGCAACGUACACGACGACGAGCUGGAGUUCACCCGCAGGAAGCUGCUAACGCCGCGCCGCAUCGAGUUGUCCAACCGCGACCCGCAGCUCUACUCUAUGGAUCCCUGGGUGACCCGCAAACCACUGCCCGAGCAUCUGUUCAGCAAACUCAGUAACAGUCAGGUCCUGGUGGUGAUCCACAUCACCUCAGCCAGCCAGACCAUCAAGGUCUCCAUCGACGACACACCGCCACAGGUGUUGUCAAGUUUUUUCGUCAAGUUGGCAAAUAAAAGGCCUCUGCUGGGCAUCCCUGAAGAUGUGUGUGAAGCAGACUACGUGCUACGUGUGUGUGGCAGGGAGGAGUAUCUGUACGGGGAUAAACCACUGCAGAGCUUCAACUGGAUCCGUCAGUGCCUGAAGAAUGGCGAAGAGAUCCACCUGGUUCUGGAGAGGCAGCCUGAUCCUGAUCUUGAUCUGGUCCACAAGGAGGACUGGGCCCAGGUGGAUGACUGCACCGGUGUCGCAGGUACCCAUGAGCAGCUGACCAUCGAUGAGAAGGACCAUGAGCGAGUGUUCACCAUCUCUAUGUGGGACUGUAACAGGAAGUUCAGAGUGAAGGUGCUGGGCAUCGACAUCCCAUCACUGCCCAAGAUCCCAGAGUUGAUUGUCUUCAUAGAGGCCAGCAUCUUCCACGGCCAGCAGCUUCUGGCUCAGGAGAGGACAUCCUCCAAAACCUUCAAUGAAGAAGUGCUGUGGAACUGCUGGCUGGAGUUCAACAUUAAAAUCAAAGACCUGCCUAAAGGGGCGCGCCUCAACCUCCAGGUGGUUUGUGGGAAACAACCUCAGACACCCAACUCCAAGGGAAGCUCGUACCAGGAAAAUGCAGGAGGAGGAGGAGGCAGCCAUGAUGCAAAGACCAAGAGUCGUCUCCUGUACUAUGUCAACCUGCUCCUCAUCGACCACCGCUCGCUGCUCCGCCAGGGCGAGUUCAUCCUCCACAUGUGGAAAAUGCCCGAGAAGAGCGAGGAUAGCAGCAGCGGCAGCAUCAACGCAGACAAGCUCACCUCGGCAACCAACCCGGACAAGGCCUCGUCCAUGGCCAUCGCCAUCUUACUGGACAAGUACUGCUACCCUGUGGUGCUGCCCAAGGGCCGGGACGUGAGCCGGGAUGCGGCCGCUGGGGGCGAGGAGGCCGGGGAGCGGGGUCUGAGGGAGAUGCCGAACCAUCUGAAGAAGCAGUUUGAGGCCAUUGUGGCGACCGACCCCCUGAAUCCGCUCAGUCCUGAGGACAAAGAGCUGCUCUGGCACUUCAGACACGAGUGUAUGCGCGACCCCAGGGCGUACCCUAAGCUGCUGAGCUCAGUCAGGUGGGGGAAGCAGGAGGAUGUGUUGGCGACACACCGUCUGUUGGAGCGCAGCAACGCUUGGGACAGCAGUGGUCUGGAUGUUGGCCUGGCCAUGCAGCUGCUCGACUGUCAUUACUCUGACGCCCAGGUUCGCUCCAUGGCCGUCAGGAAGCUGGAGACGCUGGAGGACGACGAUGUGCUCAGAUAUCUUCUGCAGCUUGUACAGGCGGUGAAGUUCGAGCCCUACCAUGACAGUGCCCUGGUGAGGUUCCUGCUGAAGAGAGCUCUGAGGAGUAAGCGCAUUGGUCAUUUUCUCUUCUGGUUCCUGCGCAGUGAGAUCGCUCAGUCCAUGCACUACCAGCAGAGAUAUGCUGUCCUGCUGGAGGCCUACCUCAGAGGCUGCGGGGAAGCCAUGCUGAGGGACUACAGGGAACAGGUGGAGAUGACGGAGGCUCUGCAGAAAGUCACCCGUGAGAUGAAGGCCAUGUGUGCUGAAAAAUAUGACGUCACUGCACAAGUGGUGUUUCAGUUGCGUCAGAAACUGGAGACUCUGCAGUCGUCUGGUCUGCCGGAAAGUUUCAGGGUCCCGUACGAUCCUGGACUGAGAGCUGGAGCCCUGUUGAUUGAGCAGUGCAAAGUGAUGGCGUCUAAGAAGAAGCCGCUGUGGCUGCAGUUCAAAAGGGCCGACCCCACCACUCUGUCCAAAGACCCCAUCGGCAUCAUCUUCAAAGACGGAGACGACCUCCGACAGGAUAUGCUCAUCCUGCAGAUUCUGCUGAUCAUGGAGUCAAUCUGGGAGACUGAAUCAUUGGAUCUCUGCCUGUUACCGUACGGCUGCAUCUCCACUGGAAACAGAAUAGGUAUGAUUGAGAUCGUAAAGGAUGCCACCACCAUUGCCAACAUCCAGCAGAGUGUCGUUGGGAGCACUGGUGCCUUUAAAGAUGAAAUCCUUAAUCAGUGGCUGCGGGACAAGUGUGUCAGUGAGGACAAGUUUCAGGAGGCUGUGGAGAAGUUUCUGUAUUCCUGUGGUGGCUACUGUGUGGCCACAUAUGUUCUUGGCAUUGGGGAUCGCCACAAUGACAACAUCAUGAUCACCGAAUCUGGGAAUCUCUUCCACAUCGACUUCGGUCACAUCCUGGGGAAUUAUAAGAGCUUCAUGGGAAUCAAUAAGGAGUGGGUUCCCUUCGUGCUCACACCAGACUUCCUGUACGUCAUGGGAACGUCAGGAAAGAAAAGUAGCCCCCACUUCCAGAAGUUCCAGGACGUGUGUGUGAAGGCUUACCUCGCCCUUCGGCAUCACACCGACCUGCUCAUCAUCCUCUUCUCCAUGAUGCUGAUGACUGGCAUGCCCCAGCUGACUAGCAAAGAGGACAUCGAGUACAUCCGAGAGGCAUUGACUGUCGGCCGCAACGAGGACGAAGCUCAACGCCACCUGCUGGACCAGAUAGAGAUUUGCAGGGAGAAGGGCUGGAUGGUUCAGAUCAACUGGUUUGUUCACCUGGUGCUGGGGAUCAAGCAGGGUGUGGACAAACGAUCCACUUAGUUCAAGUCGGGAAAGUUUUCAAGUUGUUCCCUUUUCAUAUUUCAAACCAGUUGUAACAAUCUGAACAAAUCACAACCAAAUCAUUCGAACUCUGAAAGAAGAAUUUCAAUUUAGAACCGAAACUACAUUAGUCUGACAUACUGAGCGGAAAAAUACAAAAACUGUAAGAGAUAGCAUCAGGAGGAUUUUGUCCUGUCAGAUGGCUCCCCCUUGUGACAAUGAGAUUACACACGUCCUCGCUACACAUCUCUUUCUGUUUUGUUACACGGUAGUCUUUCCCUUGAACGCCAAGCAAACUGUUCUUGUGUGCUUCGGAGGUUGGGUGUUUGUUGGGUGCUUCCAAGGUUUUUCUCUAUUGGUUCCUCCCAUGGUUGUGCCCCUCUUCCGCUCUGGGUGACCAAUCUCUGCUGGUUGAUGUUAAACGCAUCACUAAUAUAUAUAUACAUAUAUAUAUAUAUAUAUAUAUAUAUACAUAUAUAUCAGACAGUCACACGUAUUUAAAAGUCCUGUAAUCCAGCCUUAAAUCUAUUCACUGGUGAAGACAACCAGAGCAGAACAUAAAAACCACAGGAGAAAAAGUUCUCAUUGCAUUGCUUAGACCAAGUCCAACAUCCGCACCAAGCUCACACAAUAAUAUCUUUUAUUUUCUUUUGCUCAAAAUCUUCAAUCUUAAACCUGCUGCCCAAGUUUCCUUUAGUCCUGUUUCCAAAGUCUUGCCAUAUCUAUAAAAUGAGUGCGAAAUGUUUACUGAUGAAACACACUUCCCCCAAGUUUCCUUUUAAUACGUGAUAGAUGUUAAUUGAAUUGUCACUGAAGUCAUGCUGCUGUUAUCCCAGGGAGAACGGUCAGGACACUGUCACACAUAUGCAAAUGCAAAUGCAGAUGCCCUGUGCAGAUCUUGAAGGUAAUGGAAUAUUAAUGAAGUGUUUUUGGAUGAUAAUGUUUUUUCUUUUAAUUUAUACAUCAAUUCAUCUUUUUUAUUUGCACUGACCAUCAACAGGGAUUCUUUUAUGUACUUAAAAACUUGAUGCUAGUGACAUUUUGAUCCCCAAAAAACACAUUAACAGUCAAAUCUAAUAAUGUUAAUUUAUAACUAGUGUGGAAGACAGUAGAGUCAUGUUACAGUGGCCUGUGACAUCGAGCACGUGCUGGUCGGUGCUGAAGUCACUUCCAAUAGGAUUAUGGAAUAUACUGCUUAAACUUAAGCUGAAGUAAAACUUAAACCCUUCAAGCCUUCAGAGGUCUUUGUGUCAAAGCACAGCUGAGCAGAGACUGACACAAGUAAAGAGACAAACGUGAUGACCCAUAAUUUAAGUCUGGGAAAGUAUUGAUCAUCAUAGGUUAUGGAUGAAUUUUGAGAGAAUCAGAUAAUCUUUCUGAGUUGUAGAUAAAAGCUAUAAUAAAUAUCAGAAAAUCUUUUUUUUUAUGUUGAUGUGUUGCAGGGAUCGAACUUUUUUUUAAUGAAGCCUUUUGUGCCUGUAAAUAUUUUUCAAUUGAUUCUGCAAAGUGAAAUGAUUGGAACUUGUUAGCUUCUCGUGUUAUCAGAAAAUUAAAGUCAUGUGCUCUGAA
Messenger RNA from Limanda limanda (common dab), 5106 nucleotides. RefSeq names its product phosphatidylinositol-4,5-bisphosphate 3-kinase, catalytic subunit gamma (gene pik3cg). Gene Ontology annotation, molecular function: 1-phosphatidylinositol-3-kinase activity; 1-phosphatidylinositol-4-phosphate 3-kinase activity. The transcript is spliced from 24 exons. The coding region runs from base 169 to 3537 and encodes 1122 amino acids. Gene Ontology annotation, cellular component: cytoplasm; plasma membrane; phosphatidylinositol 3-kinase complex, class IA. Lineage: Eukaryota; Metazoa; Chordata; Actinopteri; Pleuronectiformes; Pleuronectidae. Gene Ontology annotation, biological process: phosphatidylinositol 3-kinase/protein kinase B signal transduction; phosphatidylinositol-3-phosphate biosynthetic process; phosphatidylinositol-mediated signaling. The record is from RefSeq and is a predicted model, not a curated record.